CUUCCGCGGCCGGCGGCUGGCCGCCUCGCCGCGUGCCCCGCGGCCAUCGACCACCUUCCCUGGCUCCGGUGCCUCCUCCAGAUCUUCCUCGACCAUCUCUGCCCUUGCGCCGACGAAUUUAUCUUCCAGGCAGGCAGGGGGCUAGUUGGUGCCUGCCAACUGCCAACUAGGAGCCCUUUGGUUGCUGAGGAGAAGGCAGGAGCUAUGCGGAAGGGCUUCCCAAUUUUGGAGGGAAAAUGAGCCUGAAUUGCUGCUCUAGGAGACAGGAAGGAUCAAGGUUCAGACUGGUAGGGUAUUGUUUUCAGCAUACUGGAUAUCAACAACAUAUCGGGUGAUAUGGUCCAAUAUCAGAGUUGAUUAAGCAUCUGUGUGCCAUGGCCUCCAAGUGUCACCCUGAUAAUGAUAUAAUCCAUACAUCGUACCAUUUGUAAUUUCUUAUUCUUAUUAUGGGCAUCCAUCCACAAUAAACUAGCAUGUAGCUUCUCCUUAAUCUAAACUGGCAUUACGUCAUCUACUAAGAGUGUGCCAUUUGUAAACCACCAGGUCCACCGGACCACCACUGUAGUGGACGGCCGGCUAGUUCGUCCGGAGGAUUAAUACUCCCCGAGUCCCUGUAGCCAUGAACCACCACCCAUCCGAACUCUGAAGCCACCAUGAAGCAUCUCCAUCCUGUAGGCCUCCUGCUCUCUUGCUCCUGUCUCCUACUAUGUGCAGUCGCGCUAGUGAGAGCGGACACCCGGCGUGAAGCUGAAGCACUUGUGAGGUGGAAGGCUAGCUUAACCAGUGCUGAUGAGUCCCUUGGGCCAUGGUCGUUGGCCAACUUCACCAGCCUUUGCAGGUGGACGCACAUCACUUGCGACUCGGCCGGACACAUCUUAGGGCUCGACCUUGAGGGUGCAAUUCUGAAUGGCACACUUGACAAGUUCGACUUCUCCGCCUUUCCCCACAUGGAGAGACUCAUCCUGGACCACAACAGUCUAUAUGGUACAAUUCCAGCAGGGAUUGGCAACCUGACAAGCUUAGUCGUGUUGAACAUCAGCUGGAACCCAUAUUUGGGGGGUGCCAUUCCGCGCAGCAUAGGCCAGCUGAAGCACCUUGCUGUACUGCAACUAUCAGGUUUGGGGCUCAAUGGCAUGUUACCUCAAGAGAUUGGUAACUUGACAAGCUUGGAGGAGCUCUAUCUAGACUGGAUUACUUUGACUGGAUCAAUCCCACAAACAAUUGGCAUGCUCAUGAAGCUCCGCGUGCUGAGUCUGCUAAACAACAAUCUGACAGGGAGCAUCCCACAUGAGAUAGGAAACAUGACGGAACUGCAGGAGAUAUACUUUUCGUAUAACUAUUUGGAAGGGCAGUUACCUGGUGCCAUCUCUCACUUGAUAAAACUCCAGAGUUUAUAUCUGUCAGAAAACCAGCUCACAGGCCACAUCGUCCCUGAGCUUGGGAAUAGCAGCCUCGAUUUGGUGGAUAUAGGAAAUAACAACUUCUCGGGGCAGUUCCCAUCAUCCAUUUGUGUAGGAGGAACACUGCGUAUGGUUAGGGCUGAAUACAAUGGAUUUACGAGCAUUCACCACCACACCUUUCAAAACUGCACAACCAUACAGCUUGUUUUCUUCACCGAAAACAAUAUUAUUGCAGACCUAAGGGACUGUUUCGGCAACCAUCUACAAGAGCUUCAGAUGAUGGAUUUCACUCAAAACAAGUUGUACGGCACGCUACUGACAGAUCGGGACGAGGUAUUUCUUUGCAACUAUACUCGUUUAAACCUCUUAGACCUAUCAAACAAUGACUUACAUGGAGGUCUCUCCAAGUGUUUCUGGGACAUGCCAAGUUUGGCAUUCAUGGAUCUGUCCAGCAAUUCAUUCAGUGGUGUAGUCCCGUUUUCGAGGACGUGCGGUAGUAUUCUCAACUAUCUACACCUAGCCAAUAAUAAUUUCAAAGGAACCUUCCCUUUGGGUCUUAAGAAAUGCAAGUACCUCUUCACUCUAGAUCUUGGAGGCAAUCAUUUCUCAGGCAUGGCAGGCAUCGACUUGUCAGGCAACUCUCUUUCGCAAGAAAUCCCAAAUGGGCUCACAACCCUUCUUGGACUCAGGUACCUCAACUUAUCAGGAAAUCACUUGUUAGGUUGUAUCCCUGAAGACAUCGGCAAUCUAGUACUGCUGGAAUCUCUGGACCUUUCGCAGAACCAACUAUCAGGAGAAAUUCCUCUAAGCUUUGCAGAUUUGAAGGGCAUGAGCACUCUGAACCUCUCAACCAAUCAGUUAUCAGGGAGGAUACCUACAGGCAGCCAACUGCAGACACUCGAUGACCCGUCGAUAUACAGCAAUAAUCCUGGGCUAUGUGGAUUCCCGUUGAAGAAAUGUGUAAACUCGUCAACAUGGACACAAACUGAAACAAGCUUUGAUGAAGAUAGAGAGGCACUAUGGUUGUAUUGUUUUGUGGCUGCUGGGUUCAUCUUUGGUUUCUGGCUAUACUGGGGCUUCUUCUUGUUUUGCAGCGAGACAUGGAGGUAUUCAUUCUAUCAGUAUGUGGACAACAUGCAAGCGAAGGUGACCAAGAAGAUACACAGCUGCAUUUCGUGCUUCCAGGUCAAAGGGCCUGAAUGAUGAAGUGCGUCGCUUGUUGUU
This is a messenger RNA of Triticum dicoccoides, 2624 nucleotides long. RefSeq names its product probable leucine-rich repeat receptor-like protein kinase At1g35710. The record is from RefSeq and is a predicted model, not a curated record. Gene Ontology annotation, molecular function: protein binding. NCBI's taxonomy places the organism in Eukaryota, Viridiplantae, Streptophyta, Magnoliopsida, Poales, Poaceae. The coding region runs from base 654 to 2603 and encodes 649 amino acids. The transcript is spliced from 4 exons.